Messenger RNA from Callithrix jacchus (white-tufted-ear marmoset), 3232 nucleotides. RefSeq names its product family with sequence similarity 47 member C (gene FAM47C). The record is from RefSeq and is a predicted model, not a curated record. NCBI's taxonomy places the organism in Eukaryota, Metazoa, Chordata, Mammalia, Primates, Cebidae.
UUCCGCUACGGCUGUACGUCUCCGAAGAUACGCUCCUUUGUUGUCGUGAGGAGUUCUUACUCCCCAAAAUCUCUCUCAGAGGUCCCCAGGCUGACCCCAAAAGCAAGCAGAAAAAGCUGCUCAAGAAAGCGGCCCUAUUUUGCAGACUCUCGCCAGCCCAGCUAACACGUAAGGCAUUCGUAGAGGAAGUGGAAGGCCAGCUUAUGGCUGAGCAUUCCUUGGCCAUGGACCCCAAUCUGGGAGAAGAUAUGCCUCCAGAUCUCCUACGACAGGUGCUGACACUGCUGGAUCCUGAGAGGAACCUGGAGGGCGCAUGGGCUUGUUGUGAGGACUGGGAGAAGGUAACUGAGGAACCCACGGAGCCUGGUAAAUACCCUUGUGGGGAAUUCGGCCCGCAGCCUCCCAAGACUCUGGUAUCAUAUCUCCGCCCAGAGUCUCCUGAGACUGAAGUGUCCCAUCUCCAUUCAGAGCCUCCCGAGACUGGAGUGUCCCAUCUCUGCCCGGAGCCACCUGAGACUGGAGUGUCCCAUCUCCGUCCAGAGCCUCCCGAGAUUGGAGUGUCUCCUCUCCUCCCGGAGCCUCCUGAGACUCGAGUGUCCCAUCUCCACCUGGAGCCUCCUGAGACAGGAGUGUCCCAUCUCCGUCCAGAGCCGCCCGAGACCGGAGUGUCCCAUCUCUGCCCGGAGCCACCUGAGACUGGAGUGUCCCAUCUCCGUCCAGAGCCUCCCGAGAUUGGAGUGUCUCCUCUCCUCCCGGAGCCUCCUGAGACUCGAGUGUCCCAUCUCCACCUGGAGCCUCCUGAGACAGGAGUGUCCCAUUUCCGUCCAGAGCCGCCCGAGACUGGAGUGUCCCAUCUCUGCCCGGAGCCACCUGAGACUGGAGUGUCCCAUCUCCGUCCAGAGCCUCCCGAGAUUGGAGUGUCUCCUCUCCUCCCGGAGUCUCCUGAGACUCGAGUGUCCCAUCUCCACCUGGAGCCUCCUGAGACAGGAGUGUUCCAUCUCCGUCCAGAGCCGCCCGAGACUGGAGUGUCCCAUCUCUGCCCGGAGCCACCUGAGACUGGAGUGUCCCAUCUCCGUCCAGAGCCUCCCGAGAUUGGAGUGUCUCAUCUCCGCCCAGAGCCUCCUGAGACUCAAGUGUCCCAUCUCCACCUGGAGCCUCCUGAGACAGGAGUGUCCCAUCUCCGUCCAGAGCCGCCCGAGACUGGAGUGUCCCAUCUCUGCCCGGAGCCACCUGAGACUGGAGUGUCCCAUCUCCGUCCAGAGCCUCCCGAGAUUGGAGUGUCUCAUCUCCGCCCGGAGCCUCCUGAGACUCGAGUGUCCCAUUUCCACCUGGAGCCUCCUGAGACAGGAGUGUUCCAUCUCCGUCCAGAGCCGCCCGAGACUCGAGGGUCCAGUUUCCUCCUGGAGCCUCCCAAGACUCGUCGGAUGUCCAGUCUCUACUCGGAGCCUCCUGAAACUUGCGUAUCUCGUCUCUGCCCAGAGCCUCCUGAGACUGGAGUGUCCCUUCUUUGCCCAGAACCUCCCAACACUCGUCGCGUGUCCCGUCUCCUACUACAGGUGCUGAAACUGCUGCAUAUUGAGAGGAAGCUGGAGGACGCAUGGGCUUGUUUUGAGGCCUGGGGGAAGGCAACCGAGAAAACCACCGAGCCUGGUAAAUACCCUUGUGGAGAACUCUGCCCGCAGCCUGCCAAGACUCAAGUAUCCGAUCUCAGCCUGGAGCCUCCCAACACUAGUAGGUUGUCCAGUCUCCACCCAGAGCCUCCUGAGACUCAUCGGGUGUUCAGUCUGUGCCCGGAGCCUCCAGAGAGUUGUCAAGUGUCCAGUGUCUGCCCGGAGCCUCCCGAGACUGGAGUGUCUCAUGUCCUCCCGGAUCCUCCCAACAGGCGUCAGGUGUCCAGUCUCCACCUGGAGUCUCCCAAGACACAGGUGUCCAGUCUCUGCUCGGAGCCUGCUAAGACUUGUCGAGUGUCCAGUCUCUGCCCGGAGCCUCCUGAGACUGGAGUGUCCUAUCUCUGCCCUGAACUUCCCAUCACUUGUCGGGUAUCCUAUCUCCUACUACAGGUGCUGAAACUGCUGGAUGCUGAGAAGAAGCUGGAGGACAUAUGGGCUUGUGGUGAAGCCUGGGAGAAGGCAACCAAGGAACCCACCGAGACCGAUGAAUACCAUUAUGAGGAAGUCCACCUGCAGCCUCCUGAGACUGGAGUGUUUCAUCUCUGCCCGGAGCCUCCCGAGACUUGUCGGGUGUCCAGUCUCCCCCUGGAGCCUCCCAAGACUCAGGGCUCCAGUCUCCACCCAGAGCAUCCCAAGUCUCAUCAGGAGUCCAGUCUCCACCCGGAGCCUCCCAAAAACUCAUCAGGUGUCCAGUCACCGCCCGGAGCCUCCUAAGACUGAAGUGUCUCGUCUCCACCCACAGCCUCCCAGAGCUCCAGAGUUCCAUCAGCUCUCGGAGCCUCCUAAGACUGAAGUGUCUCGUCUCCACCCACAGCCUCCCAGAGCUCCAGAGUUCCAUCAGCUCUCGGAGCCUCCCAAGAUUUAAGCAUCCCAUCUAGAAGAACUGCUUCAGGAAGAUACACCAAGCACAACAGAACGUGUUUCUGACUCUCUUCAACAUAGAUAUACAUUGAGAAAAUUCAGUGAGUUCUUCAAGUGGGUUUGAGACAUGGGAGUUGAUGAAGAAUGCAUCAGAAGUCUGUAUGACUUUACCUCUGAGUGCGAAGCAACCUAUCAAGGCCAACAGACUAAGAAGAUGUAAGAGUGGUCCUCAGAGCUGCAGUACAGCAUGGAGCUAGAUGAAAUGGAUGAGGUGGAGUUCUCUUUACCGCUCCGGACGCCACCGAAUUCUUAAACUGCACAGCCUGUGAAGAUGAGGCAUGGAGGAGCAUGAUACCUCAAGCCUACAUUGUGGAAAGAGCUAAGAAGUGAUGAACCUUUGAUUGACCCCAAUCUCUUACUUGAAAAUGCUGAGGAACCCAAUAUUUUUGACGAUCUUUAUGGACCAAUUGCCUUUAAAGAUUUCAUUCUAAGCAAGGGCUACAAAAUGCCUGGCGUCAUGAAAGGCUGUUUACCAGGAAGGGAUGGACUUAUAUCUCUAUUAGACUCCUCUUCAAGGCACAAUUCAAGUUUAUAAAUGCAUAGAAGACAACGCGGAGCAGAUACAUUGGAAGAAGAUUUGAUGGUUUUCAAUUGACUACUUAAUUGGGUAUUUCCUGCUCUCAUUUUAAACAUCAAUCAGA